AUGCCCCUCCACCCCACCCCAACCUUACCCUUCAUCUCCCCCCUCCCUCGCUCAACUUCUACUCAAAUACGAUCUUCGCUCAUUAUCCCGACCCUCCCCCAGAUCCUCUCGGAGCUGAUUCAGAACUCUCUGGAUGCUUCUGCCAAGUCGUUAGUAGUGAGAAUAUGCCUCGAAGAUGGAGAUCAGAGCUUGAGAGUGGAAGAUGAUGGCUGUGGGAUCCCACUGCAGCAGCUCACUCAGGUGGGCAGACGAUUCGUGACAAGCAAAUCCACGACUGGCCAUCAUGCUGGGCAUUACGGCUUUCGAGGAGAAGCCCUGGCCAGUAUAGCCGCUCUAGGUCUGCUCGAGGUUUAUACCCGGCCAGAAAAUGAUAGUCGCACAUAUGCCAAAAUUAUCAAGGGAUCCAAAAUUUUGUUCCAUGGACUUUCGAAUAGGCCGUUGGGGAAGGCUGGGACGACGGUCAUCGUAAAGGACAUAUUCCACGGAAUACCGGUUCGUCAAGCCGCUCUAGCAGCCUCGUCUCGAUCUUCCACUCUUUCUGCCUGCAGAAAAGUCAUUGAGACCCUCGCCUUGGCCCAUUCGUCGGUAAGCUGGACCGUAUGGGAAGAUCGGGAUGUCGAAACGUCAUCUUCGUCAUCCAAAAAGAUUAUGACUAUGAGCUCUCAUGACGCUUCCCUUGCCACAUUCAAGGAGCUAUACGGAGGUGCCCUAGUGGAGCAGAGAGUGCAGAAAAUUCGCGUGUCAUCUGGUUUCAUGCGUGUCGACGGGUUCAUCUCACUUGAAGGGGCGUCCGGAAGAGUGCAUCAACACCUCUAUGUCAAUCACUACCCAGUCCAGAGGAGUGAGCUCCAUUUGGCGAUAUCUCAGAAAUUCUCUCAUUCCCGCUUUUCGGCGAUGAACCAAGAUGAGCCAUUUGAGCUGACACAUUCAGAUUCUCGCCGAUCUCCCAGAAAGUUGGACAAACAUCCAGUCUAUGUCCUUGAUGUGUGCAUACCUGCCGAGGAUGUCGAUGUUCAAUAUGAACCUAAGAAGGGACUCCUCGGCUACAAGGACCUGGAGAAGGUCAAAGCUUUUGUUUUAGCAGUAGUGGACGAAUUUUUGAAGCGUCACGACUUUCUGGUUCAGCACACGAAGACGAAUACACUGCAUGAUUCUUCAUCCACGCCGCUCGCAAGACUCCACGAGCGGUCCGCUUCUAGCGCUACGCAAAUCCUUUCACCAAUGCAAUCACUGUCCGACCUUCACAGACCCAUCUCCACCCCCACCCAGGCUCCUAGACCCUUCACACCUUCCCAUCCACGAGACCGUCCCACACAUGCAGCGUCUGAGCCUGUCCGAAAACGUGCGCGGGUUGUGACGUCCGUCCGUAAGCUCGGUGUAGAGAAGAGGCCGGAUUGGAUCGAUGACAUCCUCGCCGACGUCGAUACGGGUGUAUGGAAUGCCACUCCCCUGAAAUCUUCCCUCAAUCACACACUCACGCCUCUGCCUCCGCUACCCUCUUCGUCCAAGUGUUGCGUCGAAGCUGGCCUGUCAUCGGGCAAUCAUACCUCGUCGGUCAAAUGGAGCUGCCAAAACGAGAUCACUUUUCCCCAUCAUGUCUUGAAAUCCGCGACUGUCCUGGGUCAAGUGGAUGACAAGUUCAUUUGCUGCGUCCUUCCAACCGAGGAAGCAGCGCCGAUUUCAUCCCGAAUAGUGGUGCUCGUCGAUCAGCAUGCAGCCGACGAGCGUGUUUCGGUAGAAUUUCUGCUUCACGACUUGUGCGUAGGGUUUAUGAAAAAUGAUAUCCCGAUCACUAGACCCAAAGACGACCUCGGCUUCGUUAUAAGUCGCGAAGAAGCUCAGCAGCUGUCAAGAACUGUAGCGAGAGACAUUUUUCGGCGCUGGGGUAUUGACUUAUGCCUUCCGGACUCCAAGCUUGAUUGGACAACCGUCGACUGGGUUCAGUGCCACAUCCGAGCCUAUCCCAGUAUUCUACCUCGCCUAGGAAGGAAAGAUGGUCAGGAGAUGGCACGAUUGGUCAAGCUGUAUCUCCCUGUGGUGCUGGACGGGCUGGGAGAGAUCUCAACUAUGCUGGGGAGUAUCAAUGACCAUCGUGACAUAGACCAGGGACGAAUACUAAGAUGGAUGCCUCAGGAGAUGUUGGAAUUGGUCAAUUCCAAAGCCUGUCGAAGUGCUAUCAUGUUCCAAGACAAACUUGAUCAGGAACAAUGCGUUCGGUUGGUCGCGCAAUUAGCAGAGACUCGAAAUCCGUUCAGUUGCGCACAUGGAAGACCUAGCUUGGUACCCAUUGUCAUGCUCUCUACGCCACCUGCCGGCACGAUCACGGGGAAGAGAGAGGAUUGGUCUGAAUGGUCAAAGCAAACAUGA
Molecule: messenger RNA, 2367 nt
Organism: Tremella mesenterica DSM 1558
Lineage: Eukaryota; Fungi; Basidiomycota; Tremellomycetes; Tremellales; Tremellaceae
Exons: 11
Coding region: 1-2367 (788 amino acids)
Biological process (GO): mismatch repair
Cellular component (GO): mismatch repair complex
Molecular function (GO): ATP binding; mismatched DNA binding; ATP hydrolysis activity
Source: RefSeq, a predicted model, not a curated record